UAUUUUCGGCUAGCCAGUCUUCGUCAGUUCCUCCCGAGCAAUGUCCGCAAACGGUAAGUUGCGACAAUUGCUCCCUGGCAGCGGUAUUCCCAUACAAGACCAUGGAUCUAACGAUCGGAAUUUGGCUGAUUUGCGUAGCGUCUGGAGUGCAAUUGGUAUCGGCUCAAAACCUACUCACGAACUACCACAUCACGAAUGGGUUCAUUUUUCCGGACAACGUGACGGUGGUCGUCGGCGAAAGUGUCCACCUGAAGAUUCUCGUAGCUAUGACGGGUGAUGAUCGUUGUUUAUAUCGGGAGCCGGGAUCGAAUCAGGACGUGGACAUCCAUGCACCGUCUCGUUUCCGAGACCAAGGGUCUCGUAAUGUAAACGUGGACGCCAAUGAGUGUGGGAUCAAGAUUUUGAACGUUAACCACGAGGACGCUGGCUUUUGGCGCCUUACUCUGGUCCGUGGCACCAACUUGAUCCGGGGCAUUUCGAUGGUUAAAGUGAUUGGUGUUCCAACGGUUCCGGACACCAGCGACAGGGAUUCGAUUACCGGGUUGGAGGAGAUUACUCCGAUGGGUACGGACUAUUGCUACGUUCUGAGGGAUGCCGACACGCAAACAAGGGACACUCCGAUGUACGAGCAAUGUUCACUGGAGGUGGACGAAAUGGAUCCCACCGGAACUGGCCACUGGAACGUGAUUGCCGGGGUGCAGGGAUACAUGCGGGAAAUGCACUUCGCCAUCAAUAUCGAACACAGAGACGAACAAAUCUCGGCCUCGGUCCAUCGCGGACCGGACUUCCACGUGCUGAUGUGCAAACUGCAGUACAGCCCUAGUAGCACCAUCCGGUUCUGUCGGUUCGUCCGGGUGGCGGACAAUCUGGGUCUCAACAUGCUGCCGGGAAUCGGUUGGGACCGCUACCGCUACUACGGCAACGGGUUCGAAGUUUGGGAUUGUGGACUGGAGAUUGAGGAACCGGACAACAUCGACAAAGGACUGUGGAAGUGCUUGGUGGGAUAUGAGACCGAUAAAAUGGUGAAGGUCUCCGGGGCCAUUAUGGACAAUAGUGAUGAGGAAUUGGCGCUGGCGAUAAUAUCCGUAGAGGACGUCAACGCAUUGAAUGGGUCGGAAAUGACUCUUCAGUGCAACGCCAAUAAGCCACUGGAUUACUGCUGGUUCAGGGAUCACGAUGGGGAGAUCUAUUCGGUUUCGGAAAAUCUAGUGCAUGGCGAGGGGACGGAUUAUUGGUACAGUGGAAUAUCGUUGGCUUUGGGUGACUGUGGGAUUAGGUUCAAACCGGUGUCGGAGAAUAUGACAGGGCAGUGGAGCUGUCACGUGGGUAGCAGUAAGUAUUCUGCUUUGGAGGUUUCAGCAGGUAUCAACGUGAAGAUUGGAAAUUCGCAAAUCAUUGCAAAAUCCGACACGGUAGUUGCUACUCUGGGUACUGCUCUUGUGGUGGAAUGUUCGUCAAUACCCAAGAACACGCCCUUCCAAUACUGCCGAUUUGUCACGCCAAGCGGUCUCGCAUUCAACUUAGACGAAGGUGUGACUUCGGAUCAAGCAAUACUGAACAAUUACUACUCGAAUCCCACCCAUGAACCGAAGAAAGGUUACUGUUCAUUGGUCAUACGAAGUGUGGCCGCAUCUGAUCUAGGGCCAUGGAUCUGUGCCGGAAAGAUUGCAGGCCAUGCGAUGGAACAAUAUACGAUGUUCGAGGUCGCUACUAUUCAGACUCAGGCAGCGCAAACAGAAUUGAGUACGGCUUCCAUUGUGGGUAUGGCCAUUGGUGCAGCCGUUAUCCUCCUUGCAGCCGUCGCGCUAGGGUACUACAGCUUCAGACGUCGACUGCGAAAACUUACAACAGCAGUAAACCUAGAACAUGAAAUGGAAACGCGAACCACGCAAAGGGGAGCUCCUGUACAACAACGCUUCAGUGUCGUCAGCUUGGAUAGAUCAAGCAAUGGUAGCCGAGAAAGCCAAGGCAGUGAUAAUCAACAACGGAACGAACAAAGUACUUAAACAUUCAAUAACCAAACUGUAAAUUAAUCGAUCGAAUAAAAAUAACUUAGGAAUUAUUAA
This is a messenger RNA of Aedes aegypti (yellow fever mosquito), 2066 nucleotides long. RefSeq lists its product as uncharacterized. The record is from RefSeq and is a predicted model, not a curated record. The transcript is spliced from 3 exons. NCBI's taxonomy places the organism in Eukaryota, Metazoa, Arthropoda, Insecta, Diptera, Culicidae. The coding region runs from base 102 to 2006 and encodes 634 amino acids.